Aspergillus melleus is the source of this 246-nucleotide messenger RNA. RefSeq lists its product as uncharacterized. The record is from RefSeq and is a predicted model, not a curated record. The transcript has a single exon. Lineage: Eukaryota; Fungi; Ascomycota; Eurotiomycetes; Eurotiales; Aspergillaceae. Bases 1 to 246 code for a protein of 81 amino acids.
AUGGCUGAGGACACUCCUGCCGCAGCACCCGCUGCUGAGUCGUCGGUUGAGCGCGCUCCUGCUGAGCCCAAGACCGGUGUCACGGAAGCGACAUCCGAACCUUCCAAGGAGGACAAGGCAGAGGAUGCUAAUGGAUCGGAAGAAAAGCCAUCUGGUAAGCACCUCCCAGAGAACCUCUCCGUUUGGGAUCCAUCGCGUGUCUUGGAGAAGAGCGCGUGCGUGUUGUUUUUGGACAUGGGCCGCUGA